Necator americanus (New World hookworm) is the source of this 921-nucleotide messenger RNA. RefSeq lists its product as uncharacterized. The coding region runs from base 1 to 921 and encodes 306 amino acids. Lineage: Eukaryota; Metazoa; Nematoda; Chromadorea; Rhabditida; Ancylostomatidae. The transcript is spliced from 5 exons. The record is from RefSeq and is a predicted model, not a curated record. Gene Ontology annotation, molecular function: structural constituent of cuticle.
AUGACGACGACAGUCGGAGUCGCGUCGGUGGCAGCCGCAGUGGCCGUUGUUGUCGCCCUGGCUGGAGUCGCUGCAAUUGUCCGAGAUAUUGACGAUAUGAAAAACGAAAUUGAAUCGAAUAUGAAAGAAAUUAAGGUGGUUGCAGAUGACACAUGGGAACGUCUACUAAUGACACAGUUCUCUAGCAGUAACAGUGGAAGUUCAGCUACUUUAAGAUCCCUUUUCGGAAGAGACAAGAGGGCUGCCUCUUGCAACUGUGGCACUCAGCCGAGAAACUGCCCCGCUGGUGCACCUGGUCCACCAGGAGCGCCCGGUGAACGAGGAGAUGACGGUCUACCAGGACCAGAUGCAAAACCUGGACCACCUGGUAUCCCUGGAACUACCAUGCCCAGUAAGCCGACGGAGUGCAUCAAAUGCCCACCCGGUCCUCCCGGACAACCUGGAGGUCCUGGUAGCCAGGGCCCACCUGGGCAGCCUGGUGGAAAAGGCCCAUUGGGACCUCCUGGAAAUGAUGGUGGCGCAGGAACGCCUGGUCCGAUAGGAGAUCCAGGACCAGCUGGACUGCCAGGAUCGCCUGGACAGCCUGGAAGUCCGGGCAAAGAUGCUGAGGGACCAGAACCAGGACGUCCCGGCGGCCCUGGUCCACCUGGACCACCUGGGCCACCUGGUUCUCCAGGAAAGAAUGGAUCCCCAGGAAAUGAUGGAGCUAAUGGAAACAACGGACUGCCUGGCAGAAAUGGCAAUCCCGGUGGUCGUGGAAAUGAUGGCCAACCUGGAUCACCCGGGUCAGACGGCGCUCCUGGACCUGAUGCCGGGCUUUUGUUACGAGCCAGUUUUCUGUUGUUCUUAUUAGGACUUAGCAUACACAUUUUUCAGGGUCCCAUGUCACAGGAGUACGCGAAGAAGAAAAAGAGAGUGUGA